This is a messenger RNA of Cavia porcellus (domestic guinea pig), 5223 nucleotides long. It is a transcript of the gene Rassf9, whose product is annotated as Ras association domain family member 9. NCBI's taxonomy places the organism in Eukaryota, Metazoa, Chordata, Mammalia, Rodentia, Caviidae. The record is from RefSeq and is a predicted model, not a curated record. Gene Ontology annotation, cellular component: recycling endosome; cytosol; trans-Golgi network transport vesicle membrane. The transcript has 2 exons. Gene Ontology annotation, biological process: signal transduction; intracellular transport. Bases 330 to 1574 code for a protein of 414 amino acids.
ACGCCUUCUUCUUGGAGGCUGAAGCUGGGCAGGUCUCCAAAGACUCAGCAGCCACAACAAUCCCGCAGUUCAAAGUUAAGCAGCAGUUGCACAACUUCAGCAACUGUCUCAGCCGGCUACUAGGAGCUGAAAGCCAGGGAGAUCUGAGGAGGAGAAGAGCAGCUUCCAGCCCCCUGCUUUCAGUCUGGAAAACCCAGAGUCAGCCCAGCAACAGAUCACGGAGGUACCGGCCUUGUGACUUGCUUGCCAGAAGACCAUGGCUCCUUUUGGAAGAAACUUGUUGAAGACUCGGCAUAAAAACAGGUAAAGCCAAAUCUCCAACUAAAGACAUGGAAUCAGAAGAGAAGGAAAUUGUAGUUUGGGUUUGCCAAGAAGAAAAGAUUGUCUGCGGGUUAACUAAACGCACCACCUCUGCUGAUGUCAUCCAGGCCUUGCUGGAGGACCACGAGGCUACUUUUGGGGAGAAACGCUUCCUGCUGGGAAAGCCCAAUGACUAUUGCAUCAUUGAGAAGUGGAGAGGCUCAGAACGAGUUCUUCCUCCGCUGACCCGAAUCCUGAAGCUCUGGAAAUCAUGGGGAGAUGAGCAGCCUAAUAUGCAAUUUGUUUUGGUUAAAGCAGAUGCUUUUUUCCCGGUUCCUUUGUGGCGGACAGCGGAGGCCAAAUUAGUGGAAAACACAGAAAAACUGCGGGAGCUCAGCCCAGCUAAUUACAUGAAGACAUUACCACCAGAUAAACAAAAAAGAAUUGUCAGAAAAACAUUCCGGAAACUGGCUAAAAUCAAACAGGACACGGUUUCUUACGAUCGCGAUAAUAUGGAGACAUUAGUUCACCUGAUCAUCUCCCAGGAUCACACUAUUCAUCAGCAAGUGCAGAGGAUGAAAGAGCUGGAUCUGGAGAUCGAAAAGUGUGAAGCCAAGUUCCACCUUGAUCGUGUGGAAAACAAUGGAGAAAAUUACGUCCAGGAUGCAUAUUUAAUGUCCACUUUCAGUGAAGUUGAGCCCAAGUUAGCCUCGCAGCCUGAGGAAGACCAGCCUCUGGAGGACCUGAGCGAAAGUGAUGGGAUUGUACAGUUGGAAGAGCGACUGAGAUAUUACAGGAUGCUCAUCGAUAAACUCUCAGCUGAAAUUGAAAAAGAAGUGAAGAGUGUUUGCUCUGGAAUAAGUGAAGAUCCAGAAGGGGCAGCUGCAGAUGAACUUGAAAACCCUAAUAUAGACAGUGUUAAGUGUGAUUUGGAGAAAAGCAUGAGAGCUGGUUUGAAAAUCCACUCUCAUUUGAGUGGCAUCCAGAAAGAGAUUAAAUACAGUGACUCACUGCUUCAGAUGAAAGCAAAGGAAUAUGAACUGCUAGCCAAGGAGCUGCAUUCCCUUCACCUGAGCAAGGCAGAAGAGUGCCUUUUAAAGGAAAGCAGAGGGAAGGAGGCUGAGGCUCCCUGCAGCAGCGAGGAGACGCCUCCCCUUCCCCAAAGGGUCUUCAGCACCUACACAAAUGACACAGACUCAGACACUGGAAUCAGCUCCAACCACAGUCAGGACUCGGAAACCACCGCUGGGGAUGUGGUGCUGUUGUCCACCUAAUGCCAGUGGCUUCCUCUCACUUGCUUUAAUGCUGUCUGUAUUUUUGAAAUUUAAUAUGAAAGUAUGUCACAAAACUUUUCUGGGAGAAAAAAGCAAACCAUGUCAAAAUAUUUAGUAGGAAAUAAAAAACAGUGAAUUUUUCUUUUUCUUUUUCCGCUUUUUUGGUGUAAGAUUUCCAAUGUGACUUUAUUAUAGGUUCAAGCAAUGAAUUAUUUAUUAGGAAUGCUACAGAACUCGCUUAUCACUAUAGAACACAGAAUUAAUUUAAUGGGAAUUAUUUGAUAAUCACAUAGCUUCUAUGGGGAAUGAUUUUAUAUAAAUUUUAAAACAAUUCUCAAUAAUACAAAAUAUUGAAACCACAUAUGAAGACGUAAUAGUCAAUAUGUCAUAUCUUUUUCACAUUUUGUCCUUAGAAUUUUUAUAUCUAUAAAAUACUGUGCUGUAUUUGCGUUAAUCCAAUUUUGGUUCUGUCAAUACUUAGCUUGUACAAUCUAUCAUGUUUGUCACUUCCUGAAGGCUUCUACCCAUUUAUGCCUACAUGACAGGUGACUGUUGGGGCAUGUACACGUACUGGCAGUAGGUUACAAUAAGUGUAGAUGAGGCAAGCCAGGUGCUGCAUACCAGCUUUCUGUUUCCUGAAGGGAAAAAAAAAAGCCCCAAUGAUUAAAACUAUUAUUCAGAGCUAUGCAUCAGCUUUUGCCACUUGGAAACUGAGAUAUUUUGAUCAGAUCAGUAUUAGAUGAAGGUUCCAGCUUGGAGAUAUACUGUGAGUUAAGAGAAAAUCAGUUACAGCAUUGUACAUUUAUGCCCUAUUUGCCUAAGCAAAGAGAUAAAAUUUAAAGUUGUUUGUGUGGGUGAAAUAGUGUUUUACAUGCCAUCGUUAUGAACAAUUUUUCUCUGAAUGCAUGACGGGAAAUUUACACGGACAGACGCGUUAUUCUGUGUGCUGUAUUUUAGAUUGUCUUCUGAGGAUGUCACCCAAAGUGCUUAAAUGAGUUUUUUCACUGUAAGAAGUCCUAGCGACAUCUCAGGCAUGCUAGUAAAAGCACAAGAAGUCGAAUGGAUUAUUUAGAUACUGCUUUAAGUAACAGUCACUUUAGUUCCCAAAUAUAUUUGGCUUUCCUUGAUUUUUAAUUAAGAAUUUUAUUUUUCCCCCUUCUCUUUCUUUCUCCUUAUCCACCCGCCUGCCUGUCCUCCUGUUUCCUGCUGAUUUCCUCUCCUCUUCUCAUGACCUUUCCUUUUUCCAUUCCUUCCUUCCUUCCUUCAUAUUGGGAAGAAUCUUAUUCUUUUAUGGUAAUGAUAACUGAUCAGUUUCUGUUUUGUUUUGGUUUAUUGCUUUUUACCUUUCUUGUAUAUGUGAAUAUGUAAGUAGAAACAUUAUGUUGUGUAGGCUUCAUAUGUGAAGAUUCCAAGUAUUUCUUGUUUCUUGCCUUUUUAUUCACACUGCAGUGAGUUACAUUUAUUUUUUAAAAAUCAUAAACCAUUAUUUGUAUUUUAUCGAUAGCUCGGUAUUAAUGUACACUUUCUUGAAUGCUCUUAAUCUGUUCUUUCAUUCUUUCCUCUCACUCUCAUUUAUUUUUUUAUGAUCUUUGAGAACAUAUUCUGAAUUUCCAUUUUUCAACUUUAAAAAUUAUCUAUAUUCUAUUUUGGGGGGCCAGGAUUUUUGUAUGCCAUAUUUGCAGUUGACCGGUAAGCAAAACAGGAAUUUCCAUCCCAAGAAAAUACAGUGAUAAACAAUAAAUAAUAUUAACAUGGGUUACAUUUUUUAAAGGAAGGAAUUGAAUAAUCAUUUGUGAACAUCUGUGUCCCUAAUAGCCCAAUAAAUCAUUAAACAAAAUAGUAGGACAAUGACGUGCUCUUUGUUUUCUACUAGGGAUUAAACUCAGAUCAUCAUAAAUGAUAAAACAACUACAAUGUUGUUUUUCUAAAGUGAGACUAAUCUCCUUGGAUUACCUUAUGUUUUGUAAGAAAAUACAGGAGCAGUGCUUAUCUACUGUUGUUAAUUACCUGAUUUCAAAAGUAGCUUUUAUAAAAAUAAAUUAGGAACAUAAAUUCAUUAUAGUAACUUUCAAUUAACAUGUUUUCAUGCUGUUGAAAAUUCAUCUAGUCUAAGUCUCAAUUAUUUAUUUUAUAACAAACAAGAAAGCAAGAACAUUGAUUUCAAAUUCAUUUUAAAUUUUCCAUUUGACGUUUUGUUUGUGUUUUUUGGUUCUUGCAGUCUUAAAUCACUCAGUUAAUAUGGUGAAUCUCUAACUUAGUGUUAUAUAUAUUGCAUUAAUUGUAACAACCAAUACAAUUUCCCUAAGUGUAGAUACUAAUCUAUUCAUUCUUGAGAAUUUGAGUUAAAGUGAACAAGAUAAAAAAUUCAGGAUUUUUAGUAUCUGUAGAAACUGUAGAAUAAAUCUGUAAAUUCUGAAACAAGCGGACAAGUUCAGUGUGAAAAAGCCAGUAGGAAACCAAAACUGACUGUUCUUCAUUUCCGUAGUAAGACCCGGAUUUUCACAGACGGAGACUGGUUCAUCCCUGCCUUGGGUUCCUGGCUUUCCUCUCCAUACACCAUAUACCGCAAUGCCACCCAUUUUCACAUUGCUUAAAUGUCACAUUUUUAUGAAAACUUUUUUGUUAAAUUCAACCAGUUAUGCACUCUUGCCUCUAUGCCCAGAGAUUUUAAGAUGCACUUCUCAUUGAACUCAGCAUUUACAUUCUUCCUUAGGUUAUGUUUAUUUGUGUACUUACCACACUCUCUUCCUUCAGGGAUUACUAUCAUAUUACUUUAUAUCUAUGUUGUUGAUUUUGAUCAUGCUAACAUUUUUACUCACUCAUCUAUUUGAAUUCAAUGGCUAAAUUUUAGAUCAACAACAUCUUUGUGCAUUUUUAACCUGUUAAACUAUGUUGGUGCAUUUUGUACAUAAAUAUGGAUUUUACCAGACUUAAAACAUUAACAGGAAUGCUCUAAAUUUUGAGGAGUAGGUAUUAAAUCUUACUGUUUCUAGGAAUUAUUUUUCAGUGUGAAUCAUUUUUUUUAAAUUGACCAUAAAAUUGUACAUUUUGUGUGGUACCAUAUGAUGUUUCCAUGCACAUGUACAUUGUAUAAUGUUCAGAUCAGGACAAAUGUUCAAUUUUUAAUUCAAUUUUUGAUCCACAGAAUCCUUGAUUUGCAAAUCAAAUAUAGUAUUUUAACAGUUAAUGACAAGUUUAUAGAAUUUUUUUGUUUUCUGACUUGAGAAUUUAUUAUAGAACUGAGCUUGAAGUGGAAGAAAUACAAAACAACUUUGAAAUAUCCUAAGUAAAUAUCUAUUUUCUUUUUUUACUUAUAAAAAAUGACCACUUAUUAGUGUGUACAACCUAUUCUAAUCCAUUAAAUUUUUAUUUUUAUAUUUAUUUAAGCAUCUUCUGUACAUGACAAAAUGUAUUUCUGUGGCUGCCUUUUAUGAUUGUUCAAAGUAGAAUUAUUAAUGUUCUAUUUAAAAUGUAUUUUUCUAGUGACAAAGGAAUAUCUUUUUAAUCCUGAUAUGCAUAUUUAAAAGUACUAAGAUAUUUCUUUUCAUAUUUCUUGCCCGGUUUAAUAAUACUUGUGUGACAAAUAUAAAGAAUAUAUAACUUCUUCAAGUUGUAUCUAAUCCAAAAUAAUAAAAGAAAAAAAGUGUAA